AGCAUGUCCGCGAAGGAGCGGCAGAAGGGCAAAGUGACCAAGGACAGCGUCACCCUCCUGCCCUGCUUCUACUUCGUGGAGUUGCCAAUAUUGGCAUCUUCUGUUGUUAGCCUCUAUUUUCUUGAACUUACUGAUGUCUUCAAGCCAGUUCACUCUGGAUUUAAUUGCUAUGACAAGAGUCUGAGUAUGCCAUACAUUGAACCUACACAAGAGGCUGUUCCCUUCUUGAUGUUACUUAGUUUGGUUUUUGCUGGACCUUCAAUUACGAUAAUGGUAGGAGAAGGAAUUCUCUACUGUUGCCUGUCCAAAAGAAGAAAUGGAAUUGGAACAGAGGCCAAUAUUAACGCAGGAGGAUGCAACUUCAAUUCUUUUCUUAGAAGAGCUGUCAGAUUUGUUGGUGUUCAUGUGUUUGGUCUCUGUUCUACUGCUCUUAUUACUGAUAUUAUACAGCUAUCAACAGGAUAUCAGGCACCAUAUUUCCUGACUGUUUGCAAGCCUAACUAUACAUCCUUAAACGUAUCCUGCUCAGAGAACUCCUAUGUUAUGGAAGAUAUUUGCUCUGGAGCUGAUGUCAAUGUUAUCAAUGCUGGAAGAAAGUCAUUCCCUUCUCAACAUGCCACCCUGGCAGCCUUUGCAGCUGUGUACAUUUCGAUGUACUUCAAUUCUACAUUAACAGACUCCUCAAAACUUCUGAAACCACUCCUUGUCUUUGCUUUUAUCAUCUGUGGAAUUAUAUGUGGUCUGACUCGUAUCACCCAGUAUAAGAACCAUCCAGUUGAUGUUUACUGUGGCUUUCUCAUAGGAGGAGGAAUUGCUCUCUAUUUGGGUUUGUAUGCUGUGGGGAACUUCUUACCAAGUGAGGAGAACGUGUUUCACCCGAAUUUUCACAGAGAACCACUAAGGUCUUUUACAGACAUUAGUCAAGACGCCAACAGAAUCUUGCCCGGUAAAAAUGGAAGCAGCAGCGAUGGCAUUGCCGCUCACCGUUCUGAAAGUAUCCUGAAUAGAAACCACAGAGAUUCAGGGUCUCUGACUAACAUCAAGAGAGCAAAUGCUGAUGUAGAAAUCAUAACACCACGAAGCCCAAUGGGAAAAGAAAAUAUGGUGACUUUCAGCAACACUUUGCCAAGAGUCAACACACCAUCCUUGGAAGAUCCAGCAAGACGAAAUGCAACAAUUCAUGCAUCAAUGGAUUCUGCCCGCUCCAAACAACUGCUUUCUCAGUGGAAGAACAAGAAUGAAAGUCGAAAGUUGUCGCUGCAAGUAAUAGAGACUGAAUCUGGCCAGUCACCACCAAGAGCUAUUGAAAUGAGAUCAAGCUCAGAGCCCUCCAGAGUGGGUGUAAAUGGGGAUCAUCAUGGCCCAAGUAACCAAUACCUGAAAAUUCAACCUGGUAGCGUACCAGGUUGUAACAACUCAGGUCUCUCUGGUGGGCCAAGGGUCUCUAUUCAGUCACGUCCUGGCUCAUCUCAGUUAGUACAUAUUCCUGAAGAGACUCAGGAAAAUGUGAACACAUCUCCCAAAAGUAGUUCAGCUAGAGCUAAGUGGCUGAAGGCUGCUGAGAAAAGUGUUGCAUGUAGAAGCAACAGUCAGCCAAGAAUCAUGCAAGUAAUAGCCAUGUCUAAGCAGCAAGGAGUGCUUCAAGGCAGUCCAAAGAGUUCAGAGGGAAGUACAGUUACUUGUACAGGAGCCAUUAGAUAUAAAACCUUGACAGACCAUGAGCCGAGUAGCAUUGUCAGAGUUGAGGCCCAUCCAGAAAAUAACAGACCUGUAAUUCAGAUGCCAUCAGAAGGUGAAGGAAGUGGGUCAUGGAAAUGGAAAGGUCCUGAAAAAGUCACCCUUCGUCAAACAUAUGAGCUAAAUGAUCUCAACAGAGACUCUGAGAGCUGUGACUCCUUGAAAGACAGUUAUGGGUCAGGUGACAGGAAAAGGAGCAACAUAGAUAACAGUGAGCAUCACCACCAUGGAAUCACUACAAUAAGAGUCACGCCAGUGGAGGGAAGUGAGAUUGGCUCAGAGACUCUGUCUAUUUCCUCUAGCCGGGACUCAACACUUCGAAGGAAAGGUAACAUCAUUUUAAUUCCUGAACGAGGGAGCAGUCCAGAGAACACCAGAAAUAUCUUCUAUAAAGGCACAUCCCCUACACGAGCUUACAAAGAAUGAGAGAAGACAUAUCAGCUGGUCCACACCACCACAAAUUAAAACACAUCUUGAUGCAGGUUCUGCUCUUUUUGUUUUGAGCUGAUAUUUACCUUUGAUGUGCCAAAUUACUGACCAUCAGCCCAACUUCUGUUGAACACUGACAAUGUGUAAUGUGUAUGAGCCUGUGCAAAUCAUGUGGUGGCGGGAAAAGCACAAUGCCAGAACCUAACUAAUGUGAAACACUUUCAUGCAACUUGUUUCUUCAGACUGUAAAUGUUUAUCUGAAAAUGAUGAUGUCAAUCAAAACAAUGGUCUUGAACACAGACACUUUAUUUCCUGAAUGUGCCAACUUUUUAUUUUAUUUAUAUUUGUGUCCAAAAUUGACUGAUUUUUUUUCACAGCAAUGGCUGUAUCAGUGUUAUAAUAUUCACCUUUGCAGAGUUUGCACCAAAACUUUAAUACAGAAUGGUGCUGAUGGUAACUUUAAAUGUUUUAAAAAUUUGCAAACUUACUAGACUCUACAAAACCAUGACAUAUUGAUGUGCAGUUACUUUAAAAGUAAUAUUGCUAAUACUAUGAUGAUGCUGGCUGCAUUCAUUUAGAGUAGGAAAUAUUUACAGCUUUGUUAUAGUGGAUCUGUCACAUUCAAAGAUUGCAAAGGUUUUGUGUAGUUCUUUAAGAUGUCUACUGCAACAAAAAUGUGUGGGUGACAUUCCAUUAGAAUGGAAUUACUAUCCAUUUUGAAUAGUUUCGCUGCUAUUGCUCAACUUUUGUUAAGAACAGGUGCUACUAAUGAAGAGGCUGCUUCUUAGUGGGCUAACUUGUAGAACUGUUUUAAAUAUUGUUUUUAAAGGGGUCUUUUAAAGUACUAAAAGUAAUUCAGAUUUUGCAUUUUUAAAUCUGUCAUUCUAUCCUUCAGCAACCCUUCCAUUUUUCUGUUAGUUUUUAACUACAUGAUACAUGAAACUAGUAACAAUGAGAUGCACAAUUGUGAAAGGUGAGCAAUGAAUAGAUAAAAAUAAAUUACCACUUUCUGAUCAGCUUCUAAGGACACCAUAAUUAAUAUUCUAGCUCACAUUUAGAAGCAGUUAUUCACCUCACUUGCUUAGCAUGCCACAAGAACAAUCACAGGUUUCACCCCAGUGACCAUCAUUUGGGGAAUUUAUGCUUCGCUUUAAAGAUGAAAUGCCUUGGUAUUGCAGAAUCCCUAAGAGUGUUGCACUGUACCUCCACUAUUGUUCACCUCCCUGGAGAUACCCUCCUUAAGCAUUAUAUUUUUCCUCCCCUCUUAAUAAUAUGGAGGGUGUCUGCAUCUGAGAGAAUAUGUAUUAUUUUAGUAAAGUGAGUUCAUAAUAUAAAAAAAAAAUUACCUGCAUAAAUCUGUGUUGCCAGGAAUUGAUAAACUAGAGAACUCUAAAAGGAAUAAGCACGGCACGUCCUGGGCAUGCUAGAAAACAAACUCAAUUUUAGUUUGGCUUGAAUUUAAGUAACAUAAACCAUGAAGGAAGUCACUGGCAAUGCUUGUCGAGUGCAGCUCCUCAUUCUCUCCUAGGUCACUUCUACCUGAAGGAGAGCUGCAUUCCGAUGGUUUCCAGGAUGGGGAGGGAAUGGCUUUGCUGUCCCCUCACUGAAUAGACAAUAGCAGCUCAGGUCUGUCCUCAGGCUUUUUUAGUGGGGUGACUUGCUCCAAGUCCUCUUCUGAUUCAGGGUAUCAGAGAACCAGUUAUCUACUGCAUAGCCAGUACCUAUCUACUGACUUUACUCCACAGACCUCUGAGGCAAAGGUGGAAAAGCCCACCAUUCCCCAACCAAGCAGAAGGUAGAAGGAAGCAUCAUCCCAUCCUAAGAAGGUAAAUAGCACAACACACACACAAACCAGGAGAAAAAAAAAAGAGAGAGAAAGAAUCCAAAACAAAAUCCCAAAUCAACCCUAAUCCUUAGUAAUCUCAGAAGUGGGAGAAUGGUGUUUGCUAACCUGCAGAGAAUUCAGAGGAUUCAGAGUCCCUUUUCACAGAGAGCUUUAUAUACCUUCCCAGUUACACAGAUGCUGCAGGCUUAGCUGGGUGCCAUCAGCAACCCUGUCAAGCAAUGCUUCCUUCACCUGCCCAUCAUCCACUGCUGUGGAAGAGGGUUAGACCUUAAAGAAAUGACCACCCUUUUCCUGCUAGUAACAGACAAAAACCCCAUCAUGCAUUUGAUGUUAGGUAGGGGUGGAGUGCAUUUUGCAGGCUACGUGUAAGGAAAUAACCAGGAGGGUUGCAAUUGGUUGUAUAUGUUGGAUGUUGUCUCAAUGCAUGGUAGCUGGGAAAAUUAAAGAUACUAGGGGAAAAAAAAUAAUUUUUUUAGAAAUUCUCAGUUUAGAAGUUUUCAGACUCAAGUAUUUACAAGUCAAGAUUUUUUUUGCUUUUUAAAUAAAUAAAUGAAUCUUUAGUCCUUGGUAUUUAAUACCAAAUUUUUUACAAGGUUCCUAGGAAUUACAAACACUUGACUUGGAUUGUCAUGAACAAAACCUUUUGGCUUGAGCUUAGUUCAGGUUCAUAACAAAGCAGGUAGGAUUAGCUUUAACAGAAUGGUAAGACACAAUCACUGUUGGCCUAUCAACGCAGGGAAGUAAGAUGCAAUCAUUUGUUAGUUUGUAAGUGCAGGGGAAGGAACAUAAGUAGAUGAACCUGGAAAUAAUGGAAAAUUGAAAUGGAGAAUAAUGGCAAUAAAGCAAAGACUAGAAAAUGUUCCCUCUGGCAAUUUAGCUGUUUUGGAAACAGCAGGAUUCCUGGUGGGAGUGUUUGUUCUUUAUUCCUUGGUUUUAGUCAGAUAUAUAUUGGCAUAUGUGUUGCUUUUAUUACUCUAAAACUUGCUGCACUAUUUCAAGUGCAGUAUGAUAUUUUUCCUAAGCUUUCCUAUUUCUUAACAAAAGAUUUUAAAGCACUUGUGUAAUCAUUGAAAUUGUGUUCUUUACAUAAAUAUUGAUAUAUUCUUUUUUUACUCAAAGUGCCAAAGGCUACUGUUUUUAAUAAUGGCUUAUCAAAUUAUAUUACAUUAGAGAACAGAAAUAUAAUAAUAUAUACAUUGGAACUCAGACCUCUGCAUGUAUAUUUGAUAUGGAGCCUUUUGUAAAAUUACUCUUUGUUUACAUUCCACUGAUACCUUAAUUUAAAAUUAAUCAGAUAAAUUGACAGGUGACAUCUUAGUGUUCUAAUUUUCUUACUUGCUAACAGGCACGAAUUUCUUUGUUAGGCUGUGCUUUACUGAGAAAAGAAAAUAUUCAAAAAUAAACUAUGUUUUUAAAUGAGAAUUCUCUAUAUAAAGUAUUGUGUUUAUUAAAAUGUUA
Molecule: messenger RNA, 5470 nt
Organism: Rhea pennata
Lineage: Eukaryota; Metazoa; Chordata; Aves; Rheiformes; Rheidae
Gene: PLPPR4
Product: phospholipid phosphatase related 4
Exons: 7
Coding region: 4-2163 (719 amino acids)
Biological process (GO): signal transduction; axonogenesis; phospholipid dephosphorylation
Cellular component (GO): plasma membrane
Molecular function (GO): phosphatidate phosphatase activity
Source: RefSeq, a predicted model, not a curated record